GGUAAUCGCGCUUCUCGCGGCGCAAAGCGCAAACCUGACUUAACCAGACCGUGCCUUUCUGGCGCUCCUGCGCCGGCUUCCCCAAUCGUGCACCCGCUCCGUGUGAGCCCGGCCGAAAGUGAGGGCUCUUUCCCUCUUCCACCCUCUUUCUCCUCAUCUCCCUCUGCCGCAUCAGCCCCUUCUCUUCCGCAUCCUCUGCUCAAGGGUUGGCCCUUGCCGCGACAUCGCUCUGCGGGUGACCGUGGGCAGGAGUCGGGAGGCGUGCGCAGCUGGCUCGCCCCGUGGCAGCAAGGCCGGGCCUCUCAUGGGCAGCACCGAGCGUGGGGGGACACCCGAGCGUCCAGAAGAGUACGCCAAUUGGGUUCUCGACAGUCGGGUUGGCACAGGGAGAUUCCAGUUCGUUUACAUCGCCCUGCUGGGGCUCGCGUACGGGCUUCCCAGCGCCCACACAUACGCGGACAUCUUUGUGCGAAUGAGCGGGGACAAGUAUUUGCCACCAUGGAGUUGGCACCACGACUGCGGGCCUGAUAUUGCCAGAUGCCCCGUGCUGUCCGCGCCCCAGAACUGCAGCGUGCCCCUCGCAGAGUGGGUGCCGGAUGCCAGCGGCAGGUCAAUCAUUGCAGACUUCAAGUUGGUUUGCGCACGCGACCAUUUAGUGCCGUUGCUAGGGUCCAUCUAUUUCUUUGGCUUUGGAGUUGGCUUGAUCGUAUGCGGGGGGGUCUCGGACGCGAGGGGCCGCAAGGCAGGAUAUCUUUUCUCAGUGGGCACUUUGGCUGUAGGCGGGCUCCUGGCAGCAAACGCGUGGAGCUGGGCUGUGUACGCGAUCGCAAGAGCGAUUCUGGGCUUCGGCGUCGCUGGAGCUGGGAACACAACAUUCGUGUGGAUGACCGAGUACUGUAAUCCCAGACUGCGCCCCGUCCUGGCGUGGGUCCCGAAUGUGUGCUUCGCUCUGUCCCAAUUGCUGCCGUCGGUAGUGGGCUGGGCCAUCUACGGCUGGCGGGAUGUCCUGCUCGUGGUUGCCCUCAUCGCCGCGUCGGGGCUCCUCUACGCGCCCUGCCUCUACGAGUCUCCGAGGUGGCUUGCUCUGCAAGGCCGUGGGCAGGAGGCGUACAGGAUAGCGAGGGAGAUGGCGGCGGCCAAUCGCGUCCCGCCGCCGCCUCCCCCCCCCGAGGCCUGCGCAGCCUCCCGGGCGGGGGAGCCCGCCCACGGGGCGGGCGCACCCGAGCUCGGCCUCGAGGCGGUCUGCGCUCACCUGUGGGGCCCGAGGCUCCGCACGCGCUUCCUGCUCGUGUGCCUGAGCUGGCUCAGCAUCUCCUUCGCCUUCUACGGCCUGGGGCUCUUCGCCCCCAACCUGCCCUUCAACGCCUACGCCGCCAACGCGAUCAACGCCCUGGUGUCCGUGCCCUUCCUGUUGGCCGGGCAGCCUCUGAUCGGGUCCACGCGGUGCGGCCGCAAGGGCGCGGUCACUGGGGGCUUCGUGCUGGGCGGGGCUGGCCUUCUGGGCAGCACCCUCAUCAAAAACACCAUCGUGUCCAUGGUGGUCUACUAUGCAGCCAACGGGUUCCUCUGCUUGGCGUUUGCCGUCAUCUACGUAUGGAGUUCUGAGCUGUUCCCCACGUGCGUCAGGGGGCGGGUCAUGGGCUACGCGUCCUUGGCCGGGCGAUUCGGCGCCAUCUUGGCACCCUUCGUCGUUGACAUAGGCGCGACGAGGCCAGCCCUGGCUAUCGCUAUCUUCGCAGCGCCAUGUCUUGCGACCGGUGUGCUGGACCUCCUGUUACCCGAGACGCGCGGCAGGAGGUUGCCCGACACAUUCGAGGACAUGCAUCACGGGGAGUGCGAGCGGUCGAGCGAAGUGUUGAUGGCGGGCCAGUCUUCGUCCCAGAAUUCUGGCCGCAACACUGGCACGGUCUGACUCGAGCCUCGCCUGUGCGUCGGAGUGCGCGGUUCCUUCGACGCCGCAGGAAAGCGAUGCAGCUGCAUGUCGUUUGUGAAUGAGGCUCGGUUCGGUUUUCUGGAUGUUCUUCCAAGUCGCACCGAGGGUGCCCAGGCCGAUUGCUCGCUUGAUUUCGACACGUCUGCUCCGGCUGAUCUGGGCCUCCCCCGAGUUGUGACUUGGGCGCCCACUUCUUCGCGAAAUCCGCGGCUACCUCGAAGCCGUGUCACAGCUGGCUUCCAAGUAUCCUCAAUAGCACAUUUGGGUUGGCGCACGUGGCCCACCUGCUCGACUCAUCCUCUUUUGGUCGCUCGCCGUCGCUGGCGUGAUCCGCCCGUCAGGAUCCGCCCGCCCCAACGACCCGCCUAUUCGGGCCUGCCCCCCUUGUGCUUCCAUGCCCGCCCACCCGUUUUGACUUCCUCCCAGCCCGGAACGCCCGUUCGGGUCCGCCCGCCCGACCCGCCCGUUAGGGCCUGCUCGCUCGUGUGCAUGCAAGCCCGCCUGCCCGCUUUCAUGCCCCGCCCGCC
This is a messenger RNA of Prorocentrum cordatum, 2460 nucleotides long. Lineage: Eukaryota; Dinophyceae; Prorocentrales; Prorocentraceae. The record is from the annotation of a GenBank genome assembly.